Molecule: messenger RNA, 959 nt
Organism: Bursaphelenchus xylophilus (pine wood nematode)
Lineage: Eukaryota; Metazoa; Nematoda; Chromadorea; Rhabditida; Aphelenchoididae
Source: the annotation of a GenBank genome assembly
AUGUUGGCUAGAGUUGCCCUCGUUCUGUUGGCAUUAAUGGUAGCGGUACAGGCGCAGUACUACGGCGGCUACGGCGGCAGUCCGUAUGGAGGAUACGGCGGGCAGUACGGCGGAUACGGCGGAAGUCCGUAUGGAGGAUACGGCGGUAGUCCCUACGGAGGAUAUGGUGGAUAUGGCGGUGGACCGUACGGAGGAGCACCUUAUGGAGGAAAUCCGGGGUGAGUCUAGUAGAACCGGGGCCUUGUCCUUGCUUUUGGAUUACGGCCUGGCCUGACAGAAUAAGUUGAGGUUCGCAGGGCCUGAGAAAGUCUUGAAGCAUACAUUCAGGCUUACAAGGGAAGUACCCCAAGUGCGACGCUCAGAUCUUCUUUAAAUCUUGCACGCACAUCAGGCAUAAACUAAGCAUCAAUUCUUGAAAGUUUUAACCCGUGCUUUUCAAACGCCACCGAGAUAUUGAACGAUCAUUGACGCCGAGAGAGUACGCUUAACGCGGAGAGAGAGAAAAACGCUUCUUGACCAUAACUUUGGCAGUUUCAUGCGGAAAAAUUUGAUUUUUUGUAGAAACAUUAUCAUUUACGGUAGAAAUAGGCAUGAAACUUUUCGUGCCGAAAUUCGGCAAAAAGUCCUAAAUUUUCGCCGACUUUCGAUCUAAAAAUCUCGGUUGUUACUGCAAAGCGCGAACUCGAAUAUAUUUUAGAAAAAAUUACUCUAAAUUUGUUCCAAGUUUCAUCAAAAUCUGAGCGUCGCACUGGGGGUACUUCCCCUGUUAGAAGAAUCGGCUCCUGGUGUCGAGUUUUUAGCCCGCCUAGUAAUAUUACAAAUCAAUUCUUGAAUUCAAAACACUGUCAUAAUUUCAAGCGCAUAAAAAUCGUACAACCCAAUGCUCAUGAUAACUUUUCAGCGCUAUGGUUGGUUCGAUGGUUGGUGCACAGAUGGGUGCCGCGCUGGCUCGUGGCUAA